This is a messenger RNA of Fusarium tjaetaba, 420 nucleotides long. RefSeq names its product polyketide synthase. The record is from RefSeq and is a predicted model, not a curated record. Bases 1 to 420 code for a protein of 139 amino acids. The transcript has 2 exons. Lineage: Eukaryota; Fungi; Ascomycota; Sordariomycetes; Hypocreales; Nectriaceae.
AUGGCUAUCGUUGAUAUGAAUACUAUUCUUGAUUCUCCAAUGAAGUUGCCGGUCAAGGUUAAAGAAUUCGGAGCAUCUACUGGCCUAUGGCUCUCGGAACAUUUAGACCAAGCUCGUCGAUUUGACUUUCCUGUCAUAAGUAACCCCGGAAAGAAAACGUCACCAGAGCCUACCGCUUGUCAGGGACUUGAUGCUCCUUCUACGGGAGGGUUCAAGGCUGGUGUCGUGGAAUCGAAUUCUGCAAAAACAGGCCUUGAGAAUGCUACUAGGAAAGGGAGGAGCAUAAACUCGAGAUUUCGGUUUAUGGGAAAGGACAGCGAUGGAGAUGAUCGGGUGAUUGAGUUCCAUGUUGUGGCAUAUCCUGGGAUGGAGAUGAAAGUUAUCGUUACGCAGCUCAUUGUGAAUAGCAACGACGAUUGA